AUGGCUAGUAAAGACACGCCUAAAAAGUUCUAUAAGAAACGUUCGGAAUCGACGGCAAAUACUUCGCGUUGCAGGCUUUGCAACAGUGUUACUGAUCCAAAUCAUAGUAAACGUCUAUUUCGGGCCAACAAUAAAGCAAUUCUUCGAAACGUUGAGUCAUUUUUUGGCAGCGAAUUAAUUGAGCACGUCGAGCUUCCUCGCUUGAUAUGUCGGCCGUGUGAGCGAAGACUUGAUAACGUUGUGCAGUUCAAGAAAGUUAUCGCCGAAACUCAGAGUGAGUUACAGAAAAUUGUAAGAACAAAACGGUGUCUUGACGUAUCACCUUCCGUGCUGAAACCACCCGUCAAACUUCGUUCUGCUGGGGAUUUGCCACGUCGACGAAGUAUCGAUUUCGGCAAUGUUGCUGAACAAGAAAAUGUCAUUCCUGCUGUUGCGUUAUCGACUGUGAAUAAUGAUGAAAUCUUGAUUGAGGCAGAAAAGGAGCUUAUAGAAGUUGCUAGGAGAAGUGAGCCAUCUGUCCUAAGAGAAAGGAGCUUUGAUGGUCUGGCAGACAUAAGUUGGGUUACAAAAGUGCUUGAGGAGUUGUCGACCAGAUGCCCAAGAGUCCAUAGGAUUCUAUGUAGACUAUUUGAUAGCACCAUAUACAAAGAAAAGAAAAGUUAUGCCAUCUCCUUUGUGUACAGCAUCAUUAUGUUUUUACGGUGCCAUGAAUUGAGUCGAGUUCAAAGAAUCAAUUCAGUUUUGCUAAUUGAAGGACAAGCAUCUGGAAAUCUGGUUACACGUCUUCACAAGUAUGGUAUGUGCCUUGAACCAUCAAGCAAAUACAACAUCCUGGAAGACAUUGGCAAACACUUCAUUGAUCGUGCCGCAGAGUUGGUGAAGUCAGGACGUUCAUUUGUGUAUGUCUUAGAUAACAUUGACUGGGAGGAGAAAGCCCAUGACAUGAGGCAAAAUGUGCAAAAUAGAAGUGUUCAUGCAGUUGCAACAAGUAUUGUAUUUAACCGUGUUUCUGAUGAAGGAUUGCCCGAUUCUGGUCCACAGCAACGACUGAAAGAUUGCAAUGUUCAUGAGUUGGUGAAUAUCAAUCCACUGGAAUUGGAGGCAAUUCGAAACCGGUAUACAAUACUUGUUGCUAAUAUUCUGUUUGAAUAUUUCCCCUAUUUUGGAGCGUUCAGGCAGUAUCUACCUAAAGCCACAAACUGUGCAUACAAGAGUGAGAUGGAAACUAAGUCGGAAGUGUUGACAAUGCCGGUUUUGAUGAAAGACGAGAAGAAGUAUGCAGAAUGUGUUGAUGUCUUAGAUCAACUUGAAAAGUGGACUCAUGACAUCUAUGAAGCUGCAGGGUUAUGUUCACCACCUCCCAGUGAUGUCCAAGAUGCUACUCCCACCAUUGGAACCCACUCCAGACCUGACCAACCUGGAUCCCACAUCCCUCCUGUAGAAACUGAUACUGAUCCACUGUGUGGUGUGAAAGUUCCAUGCUUUGGGGAUCAAUUGACAAGAGUCAGAUUUGCAGGGGCAAGAGACUUAAGAUCAGGUUGUCACACAGCAAAGCAAAGACUUGAUCAUAUCUAUCCUUUCUCUAUUGUUGACUGGCAUACAAAGAGGAGCUUUUUGAAGACCAUAUUCAAAAAACUCAGGCAGAGAGAAAGUAUUGGUAAAUGCUAUGUUGUUGAAGCUCUCAUGGAAUUUUUUCAAAUGGAAGACAGAAAGCACGAUCCCACUGCAAACGUUCCUCAUAGUGCAAGUGUUUCUGGUGAUGAAUAUGGAAAGCAGUAUAUUUUUCAAGUUGUUGACAAGUUUCUUGAUGAGUUUGUUUUCAAUGAAGAAAAGAGUGAUGAUUCAGAUAGUGUUUUGGAUGGGAUUUCAGAUGAUAGUGCAUCAAACGAAGUUGCAGAUGGUGUUUGGGCAUAUGCUGAUAACUUGCUGAAGUGCUUCAUGUUGUUAGCUGACUUCAAGGAUGCUGUUGCUACUGGCAAUGAGAAAGCAAUAAAACGAGCAAGCAAAGCAUCAGGUGGAGUGACUGAGAUUGUGGAAGCAUUUGAGGCACAAAUGAACAUUCAUGCUAAGUCAACAAGCCAUACUCACAAGUCUUCAACUGAUGAUGAGGCCAUAGUUGCAAGAGACCUGAGAAGUUUAAGGCCUUUCAGACAGGAAGAGGAAAGGAAAUUUGAAACAUUUGAUGGCAUUUCUCACAAUCCAACACACUUGUUAGAUAAAGACAAGUUCAAGGAAUGGAUGGAACGACAUAAGAACAAUAUAUUAAUCCACUACCCUGUAGCAGAAGAACCUCAAUAG
Molecule: messenger RNA, 2298 nt
Organism: Dendronephthya gigantea
Lineage: Eukaryota; Metazoa; Cnidaria; Anthozoa; Malacalcyonacea; Nephtheidae
Exons: 6
Coding region: 1-2298 (765 amino acids)
Cellular component (GO): nucleus
Molecular function (GO): zinc ion binding
Source: RefSeq, a predicted model, not a curated record